Messenger RNA from Saprolegnia parasitica CBS 223.65, 2009 nucleotides. RefSeq lists its product as hypothetical. The transcript is spliced from 2 exons. Bases 39 to 1976 code for a protein of 645 amino acids. The record is from RefSeq and is a predicted model, not a curated record. Lineage: Eukaryota; Oomycota; Saprolegniomycetes; Saprolegniales; Saprolegniaceae.
AGCUUAAAAAGGUAGCUUUAAGGAAGCCAGUCCCCGAGAUGGUCCUCCAACGGUUCGUGUCGUCCCUGCUAUCGACGCUGCCGUCGCGCCGGUCGAGCAUGUACUCGGCUGGCAAGUCAGAGAAGGCGCAUACGAUCGAAUACAGCGCCAAAGUACCUCAGCGGACAGUUCUCUUGCGACUCGUCCUCAACACAUCCGAGUUCAGCCUUGUCGCGGUCCUCAUCACGUCGAUCCUCAUAUUGUACUCGAAUGGACUCUGGAACCGACAGUCGACAACGGCGUCGCCAGCGUUUGCGCGCGACUGGUCGCUUCUCGAGGCCAACUGCGUCCUCACAGCAGGCGGCUUUGACGCGACAACGUGUUCGCAGACUCGGGCCAUCGCCGAUGCCAUGCACAGCGUCGCGCAGACACUCGUGCGUCAAGUGCCGUCAGCGCCCGUCUACGUCACGACCUGCGUGAUGGGUGCGGACGUCGAGUUUGGCGCGAUUCUGCUCCUUUUUUCCCCGCUGUCGGCGCCCCGUGGCCUGCGUCACGUCACCACAGCGAUGAACGGGACAACGCCCGCCUUUUUGCUCUCGAGUUACAUGGACACCGCGGACAGUGCCAUCGAAACACGCGUCGACUCGUCCGGCAAGCUGACGUCCGUGGCUGGGAGUGUCACCAAGACGCUUGUCGCGCCCGAUGGUCGGACAGCACCUUGGCACACGAACUUUAAUCACUCGACUUGGGCGUUUGCGUCACAGCCGAUUGGAGCGCGGUACGAGUGCACGUACGGCUGUGUGGCCGAAGUGCUCUUGUCACCAAGUGCAGCGAACGAUGGCGUCGUCACGUACAAAGGACUCGCUUCGUCCAAGACCCUUGGCGUCGGCUGGACCUGCUCGCACACCGUGUCCAACUACAUGGACUUUGUCGUCUUGCAGCCGCUGUUCGUGCUCGUGAUUUUGCACUUGGUGAAUGGUGAUUUCUUUACGACACUCUUGGGCUGGUCCGGCGUCCUCAGUCGCAAGCCCGUGCUCACGUACGACUUUGUGUCGAGCAUGGAGCGCCGACGCCUCGCGCUGCUCUUCCUCUCGAUUGUGCGCAUCCCAUCGCUCGGGUACGUCGAAGUCACGCGGUUGUACUUGGAAACGACCGGUCACUUCAACGUCCACUGCAUCGCAGUGCUCAUGGUGAGCGGGCUCCCCGUAUUUUUCGUCUACUGGGGCAUCAUCCUUCUGCAGCGAGUGCAUGCGCCGCGCUGGUGCCACGGCCGAGCCGUCCGCGUCAUCUCGCCGCUUCUGCUGCUCGGCACGGUGAUAUCGAGCGUCGUUGUGACGUGCAACUUUCAAAAUGUCAAAACCACACUCCAGGACCCGCUUUGGCACCGACCGCCGCCGACCGAGGUUGCCGCUUACUUGCCCUACACGAAUCGCUCGUUCGCGCUUGGCGCGCUUGCCACCUUGGAGGUGCCCACCGCGGUGUCACUCUUGCAGCCCACGGUGUUGGCGUGCCUCUUUGGAACGCUGGCAAUCAGUAUCGUAUUCCCGAUGCUACUGCAGCGCCGUGUGUUGCUGGACUUGCGCUACUUUGCGAGAAAUGACUUCUUAGCGACGCAGUUCAUGCCGUCGUAUGUGACAGUACUACCAUUGUACGAAAACGACUGCAUCAAGUACGGCACCAAGCUCUUUGUAAAGCCCAGCACGAUUGCAAUGCUCGGCUACGCCAUGAUCAAGGAAGCGCCGGUGACGCACAAGGUUGCCGUCAUCACCAAAGACGACAUGACUGGGAAUGCGCGCAACACAGCCGCCAAUGCAAGCUCGAACGCCGUAGCAAUCGUGUCAGUGUACGAUCUCAUGCCGUCAUUGCUGCCGCACGCACUCUUGCCACCGCACAUUGUAGCAUGGAUCGACAACUACCAAUUCAAGCCCGCGCCGCCACACACCACGCUCACCAAAACGACCUCAUAUCGACCGACAAAAGGCUCAUGCGUGAGCUAACAAGUGCCCAUAUAUACACUUAUAUGCACCGGA